AUGGUUGGAUGGGUGAAGCGGGCGCGUCCGAGCCGCGGCUGUAAAGAUGAGGCCGCGAACUAUGUGGCCAUGCCGCCAUGGUCAAUCUCGAGCCAGUGCCUGUCUCGAACAGAGCAACUGGCAGGCUUGGUGCGGUACGAGUUCUUCCAUGGGUUGAACGCAGGAGAGGAUGCACGACAUGAGAGGCUGAGGAGACACGGCAAGGCACAGGUGGCGGAGAGACAGGAGGAGGACUGCAGGACUGCAGGAGAGGAGGAGGAAGAAGACCGACGGAGAUAG
Colletotrichum costaricense is the source of this 279-nucleotide messenger RNA. RefSeq lists its product as uncharacterized. The record is from RefSeq and is a predicted model, not a curated record. Lineage: Eukaryota; Fungi; Ascomycota; Sordariomycetes; Glomerellales; Glomerellaceae. The transcript has a single exon. The coding region runs from base 1 to 279 and encodes 92 amino acids.